AGCGCACUGUUCAAAUCAUCUUGUAUUGUUUACCGUGCGGUAAUAACUGCUAUCUCUCGGCUCUACUGUUAGGUCUGAACUCGACGAAGCUUACAAACUGGGCCAACUGUUGUCACGGAUACUCACUGUUGAUCGCUUUUGUCUCUCCACCUGCAUAUAGAAAUGGAGACUUUCGCGUUAUACAUUUCAGAAAAUCUGGGUACGGAUGUUGCGGCUGUUCGUCUACUUUUAUCCAUGUUCAUGGGUUAUCCUAUCGCUUUUCUAUACAACAUGAAGGCAAGCUCGUGGAAAAUUUCCUAUCGGCAUCUUUAUUUGUUUACCUGUGGUGUCCUUUUGUUCCUGUGGAAUUUUGGUUUUGAUAUUGUGCAUAUGUUUGUUGGGAUUUUUGCGACACUGUUUGUUAAUUAUUUCUUUAUGCACUCGAGAACUGCUGUCACCUUUGCUUUCGUGUUUAAUAUGGGAUAUUUAAUUAUCGGCUCUCAUAUAUGUAAUCGAGGUACCUAUGAUAUAAAUUGGACAACACCGUAUUGUGUUCUUUGUUUGCGAAUGAUUGGAUUAUCAUGGGAUUUAUAUGAUGCAUCUAAAACAGAAAGUCAACGUUCGGUUUCUCAAAGAAAGUCAGCUUUAUCUAAAUUUCCUGGAGUAUUGGAGACAUUAGCUUUUUCUUUUACUCCAACAGCUUUUCUUACUGGACCCCAGUUUCCCAUGCGACAUUUCCAAGCAUUCAUUGAUGGAUCAUUAAGGCCAGUAGUCCUCUUAAGAGAAAGCACAUUUAAACACCGUUUCAUCUAUAAUGCCAAGUUCCGUCGGACAUUGAAUCGCUUGGUACUGGGAUAUUUUGGCGUAGUUGUUUUAUCGAAAUGGUUCGCAAUGUACCCUGCCGAUAUAAUGUUAACUGAUGAGUUUCAAUAUGAAUGGAGUUUCAUUUCACGUCUGCUUUACAUGAUGAUAUUUGGACAAUUAACGUUAUUACGUUAUGUAUCAAUCUGGUUAAUAGCUGAAGGUUCUUGUGUUUUAAUUGGGCUUGGAUGUACUGGUUUUGUUCAUAUUAGAUCUAAAGGAUCUAUUCAACUUCCCGAUUUUAUAACAAAUAAGGAUUCUGACACGCUUACACGUGACGGUCCUGUUUUAAAACGUCGGGAUUCUGCUGUGGAUUGGUCUCUUGUAGAUAACUAUAUCAAAUCCCAUGCAGAACUUUAUGAUCCUGACCAAGUGAUAUUACGUGAAGCUCCUCAUACAGCCUGUGCAAAUAUCUCUUUAAAACGAUAUAUUUUCGCAACAAAUACUGACGAUCUUGUCGCUGGUUUCAACAUCAAUACCAACAGAUGGCUUUUAGAUUAUGUUUAUAAACGCUUACGUUUCUUGGGCAAUAAAAAUUUAUCUCAAUUAAUAUCAUUAUUAUUUUUGGCACUUUGGCAUGGCACAUACAGUGGCUAUUAUGUCAAUUUUGGAAUAGAAUUAUUAGUAGUGACAGUUGAAAAAGAUUUUUUAUCUAUACUGAAGAAUUCAAAAUACAAUCAUUUCUUUUAUAAGACGUUUAUUGGACGUGUAAUCAGCAGUGUAUGUGGCAAACUUCAUAUUUAUUUUAUUCUGUCUAAUUCGAUGGUAGCGUUUUAUUUAUUAAAAUUUCAUCUAUGGUUUCCUGUAUUGAAAUCAAUUUAUUUCAUUGGUUUAUGGUAUGUAUUUUGGCCAUUAAUAAGACCAACUGUCAAAUAUCUACUACCACCAUUACCGAAAUCUCAAUCAGAAAAGUCAUCUCAACUUUCAACAACAAUGAAUGGUGACGUCACUUCCGUCAUUGAUCAGUUAUCAUCAAGAAAACAACAGUGAUACGAUAGCAUAAUAUAAUUGUAUUUAUUUCCUUACCGUGUUCAUCCAAAUAUGUUAAAUAUAUACAUAUAUGUGUACGUAUCUAUGUGAAUACGAAGAUCGAGAAAACAUGAAACUGUGACUAUUAUUGUUGACCUGUUGUGCCUUUCUUCUAUCAUGAGUAAAUUAAGAUGACAAAGAAAUAAUAAUGACUCGUUCAUAUGGUACGAUACUAUAUGAAUUUAUACAUGUUAAUGUACUGUUCAUACUAUUAUUUCUUUUCAAUUUACUCACUAAAAGGAUAUAGGUUGAGCACUUUUAUCUUUAAAUUGUUCAGCAAAGAUUUUUUUAAAUAAUUAACAACUCAUAUCAACUUUAACAUUUCAAUUUUUAUUUUUUUUAUAACCGACUAGAUUUUUCCAUGUGUUUUUAUUAAGGCUAAUUGCCUAUAUUAAUAAUAAUAAUAAUAAUUAUUAUUAUUAUUAUUAUGACUGUUGUUGUUAUUAUCAUUGUUAUCUGUUAAAUUUCUUUUUCCUUGAUGAAAUGAAUAUGAUUUACUUUGAAACAACUUGCAACGGACAAUGAAUAGCUUUUAAGUAUUUUUGCUUCUAUUAUUAUUAUUAUUAUUAUUAUUAUUAUUAUUAUUAUUAUUAUCUUUCUCUAUGCUAUGUAUUUUAAUUUAUUUAAGCAUACACUGCGUACACUAUGUACUUCUACUUUUGUAUGUAUUUUCUUUUGUUAUUGGUAAUCAUCAAAUUGUUAAUUAGUGUUUCCCUCAAUUCCUUGUCAUUUUAUUUCUUCCACUUUCUGUCUCUUUCUGUUAUUUCAUUUUUAUUAUUAACAGAUCUACCUCUAAAUCUACACUUAUUCACUUUUUCUAUUGCAAUGUGAUAUUUUUUAAGAAAACAGUAUCGCUGGCUACCAGUACUAAUCAUAUAAAAUUUCACUAGUGUGUAGCAAAUUUUUAAUCGAGCGAUAUAUAUAUAUAUAUAUAUAUA
Messenger RNA from Schistosoma margrebowiei, 2807 nucleotides. NCBI's taxonomy places the organism in Eukaryota, Metazoa, Platyhelminthes, Trematoda, Strigeidida, Schistosomatidae. The record is from the annotation of a GenBank genome assembly.